Molecule: messenger RNA, 1191 nt
Organism: Mycosarcoma maydis (corn smut)
Lineage: Eukaryota; Fungi; Basidiomycota; Ustilaginomycetes; Ustilaginales
Product: putative Rds1 protein
Exons: 1
Coding region: 1-1191 (396 amino acids)
Source: RefSeq, a predicted model, not a curated record
AUGAUUAGUUCUCCUCGUUUCAGCAACCUCCUGUCUUGGGCGGUCGGCUUUGCAUCGGUGUUUGCCCUGGCUUUGGCAGCACCAAGUCUACAGCACAAGAGGAGCCAGAUCCAUAUCGUGUCUCCUGCUCAGCUGGGUGCUGGCUCUGAUCCUCGCCGCGCUGGGAUGAACGUCUCGGAAGCUUACCAGCCCAUCUCUUCCUUUCUAGUCAAGAAGCCGACAUAUCAAGUCUUCUCCAACUUUGACUUCCAAUCCAUUGCGCUCGCUUUGCACCAAGAAUACAUCGAGCUUGACCUCUUCAACUAUGCACUGGUCAAGUUCUCGGACGCCGACUAUGAUGCUGCUGGUCUCGAUGCCGACGACCGCCACCUCAUUCGUCACAUGGCUCAGCAGGAGAUUGGUCACGCUGUCGCCCUUUCCAAUAUGCUUGGGCCUAAGGCUCCCAAGAUGUGCACUUAUCGCUAUGAAUUUCAGACGGUUCCCGAAUUUAUCGACUUUAGCCAGAGGCUCACCAAGUGGGGCGAGUCGGGCGUGUACGGCUUCCUCAACCAGCUCGACAACCGAGCCAGCGCUCAGAUUCUGCUGCAAUCCAUUACCACUGAGGCCAGGCAGCAGAUGGCGUUCCGUCAGUUUGAAGGUCUCUUCCCAAUGCCCGAGUGGUUCGAGACAGGCGUUCCCCAGUCGUGGGCCUGGACAUUGCUGAGUCCCUGGAUCAAGUCCUGCCCUCAGGAAAAUCAGCCUCUAGCCUGGGAGAUCUACCCCGCACUCAAUUGGUCUAACCAGCCGGACGCAAUCGCUGCUGGCAAGGCAGCUGGUGGACCUUCCAUCUCGAACAAUGUUACCGCUCUGACUGAGGAAGGUCAGGAAAACAUGUUCACGUGGGACUCGCCUGGAAAGACGCAGGGUCCUUAUAACCAGAAGACCAAGACGCACACAUCUGGGGUUCCCAGAUUUGCUGCCUACGUUUCGCAAUUCAACGUCACUUACGCUUCUCUCUACGAUGUCGACACGAAUGCGCGAACGGCCAAGGCCAGGCAACCUGGAGGAACCGUGUAUGCUCAGGGUCCUACACUCGUCAACAGCACCAUCUUUGUCGCUCUUACCGACAGCGACACCUUCUACACACCUGCCAACCUUUCUCUCAUCAACUAUCACGUGGUGGCAGGCCCCGCUAUCUACCAGGCUGGUUGA